This is a messenger RNA of Adelges cooleyi (spruce gall adelgid), 1504 nucleotides long. It is a transcript of the gene tfc, whose product is annotated as low affinity immunoglobulin epsilon Fc receptor. Gene Ontology annotation, biological process: biological process involved in interspecies interaction between organisms. Gene Ontology annotation, cellular component: external side of plasma membrane. The transcript has 6 exons. The coding region runs from base 341 to 1132 and encodes 263 amino acids. The record is from RefSeq and is a predicted model, not a curated record. NCBI's taxonomy places the organism in Eukaryota, Metazoa, Arthropoda, Insecta, Hemiptera, Adelgidae. Gene Ontology annotation, molecular function: carbohydrate binding.
AUAUCGAAAGUGGUCUUACCUAUGUGUGCAGCAUCGUAUGCCCACUUGUCAGCAUAUAGUAGCAACGGCAGCGACCAAGAAACAAAUUUCUCCUUCUACCAAAGUCUUCACACGACCCAACGCGCCAUCAGUAUCAAGUAUAAUCGUGCACGAAGUGUAUUAGCCGUAUCGUCACAGCGCUUUUGUGGGUAUCGCUCCACCGUGGGUAGUUUUUGUAGUUUUAAAAAAAUAAUAACAUAUAGCACAAGCGCGAUUCAACUGUGUAUUAUUUUUUAUUUUUUUUUGUCAAUUUUAAACAUUUCUUUUAACAACACAAAGUUGUCAAUAAUAUCACGCCAAUAUGAAUAUUUGGACAGAUACGAAGAAUCUGAUAUCCUUUCUAACGCUGUUUGUGUGCUUUUUUUCGACACAAAGUCAAACAAUCACUUCCAGAACAGCGCAUAAAAUCAACAACGAGCAACCAGGUGUUGUCGAUUUAGCAAAGCAGAAUAGUAUUACACAGCAAAUAUUGGCACAAUACCUGCAAAAACGUUUGACCAGAGCAGGCCUGAACCAGCAACCACCGCUGGGUGUCGUUGAUAACAAUAAGAAACUCGGCGAAAAUCCUUACACCGAACUACCUAACGAAGAGGAUUUGACCAAAGGUGCCCAAACGGAACUCUAUCAAGGAGAAUGUAGUAGUAGCAACUGUGUAGAUUCAGAUACAGUUUCAGUAAAUAAGUUAUCGUUGCAACUGUUGCGGUCUGGUGAAAAAAAGUUAUACUUGGGCAUUUUCUUUAAGGCUAAUUGGUACAAAGCCGCACAAUACUGCAGAUAUCAUGGUAUGCAUUUGGCCAGCAUUAGCAGCCAAGAAGAAAAUGACAAAUUAGAAAAAUACAUUAAAGAUUUUGGUAUGGGCCAUGAACAUUUUUGGACAUCCGGCACCGAUCAGGCAGAGGAAGGUUCAUUCUUUUGGUUAGCAAACGGCAGACCUAUUGGAUUUACCAAUUGGAACGCUGGCGAACCGAAUAACUUCAAAUAUGAAAACGGCGAAGAAGAACAUUGCUUAGAGCUUUGGAACCGAGAUGGUAAAGGCUUGAAGUGGAACGACUCGCCGUGUUCUUUUGAAACUUUUUUCGUGUGCGAAAUGUAGUUGUUGUGUGUACAUACUGUACAUGGACUUUUGUCAAGUGUUUGGAUGCGUUCAUUUUUUCAUAGAAAAAUAACCAUUGAUGUCAACCUCAAAUUUGAAAGUGUUUGCCAAUGUGUCCAGAGAGACGUUCAAAAAAUAUACUUGGUCUUUGAAACACUUCUUUUGUCAUAUUGUUCUCACAUUCAUUUUGUUUUCAUUCAAAUCACUAUUUUUAAUUAAAAACAAUUUUGUAUGUUUGUAAAAAGUUAAAUUAUAUAAUAUAUUGUACCAAUACAAGUUUAAUAGUAAGUAAAACUCGUUUAAAUUAAUUAAUUUAUAGAAAUAUAAUAUUAUUUUUUAUAAUUACAAUCAAAUACUUAAAAUUAAAACUCU